Molecule: messenger RNA, 2460 nt
Organism: Lizanozyma spartinae
Lineage: Eukaryota; Fungi; Ascomycota; Pichiomycetes; Serinales; Debaryomycetaceae
Gene: FCP1
Product: protein serine/threonine phosphatase
Exons: 1
Coding region: 1-2460 (819 amino acids)
Cellular component (GO): nucleus
Molecular function (GO): RNA polymerase II CTD heptapeptide repeat phosphatase activity
Source: RefSeq, a predicted model, not a curated record
AUGUCUGAACCAACUCCAGUAAGACUCCCGGGAUCGGUUCCGUUUCCUAUUACGAUAUCUUCCGUGCUAUGUAAAGAAGGUGACACAAUCAAGAAACAUACCCCAUUAUUCAGAUACAAGUAUUGGGAUUAUCAAGAUGAUCCUAAUUCCAAAGAUGAAGAACCCCCUAAAAUAAGAGUGGAAAGAAUAGGAUCAUACGAGAGUCCUAUUGAAGGUCAAAUCACAACGGUAGCAGUGGAGUUAAAUGAUGAAGUUGCCCAUAGUGGAGUUAAUAUAGCGUUCAUAGCUGAACCAUGUAACCAUGCUGUUCAAUACGGUGGACUCUGUGCCCUCUGUGGGAAAGCAUUAGAUGAUGAAAAGGAUUAUUCUGGUUAUAGUCUCGAAGAUCGAGCCACAAUUCUGAUGUCACAUGAUGCUAGUGGAUUGAAAGUCAGUUUGGAUGAAGCAGCAAAAAUCGAGCAAACUACAACAGAUAGACUAAUAGAACAAAAGAAAUUGAUAUUGGUGGUUGAUUUAGAUCAAACAGUAAUCCACGCAACAGUGGAUCCAACUGUUGGGGAAUGGCAACUGGAUCCAACCAAUCCCAAUUAUCCUUUUGUUAAAGAAGUUCAAAGCUUUUGUCUUGAUGAAGAAAUUCUUCCAUCACCAGCUUGGAAUGGUUCUAGAAUACAGCCUUCACAAUGUUGGUAUUACGUGAAAUUAAGACCAGGAUUACAGCAAUUUUUGAAAAAUGUUAGUCAGCUUUAUGAACUACAUAUUUACACCAUGGCUACUCGAAAUUAUGCUCUUGAAAUAGCCAAAAUCAUCGAUCCUACAGGAGAGUACUUUGGAGAUCGGAUCCUAAGUAGAGAUGAAAGUGGCUCCUUAACUCACAAGAAUUUGAAAAGAUUAUUUCCAGUGGAUCAAUCCAUGGUUGCCAUAAUUGAUGACAGAGGCGAUGUUUGGAAAUGGGAAAGCAAUUUAAUUAAAGUAGUACCGUAUGAAUUUUUCGUGGGGAUUGGAGAUAUUAAUUCUAGUUUUCUUCCUAAGAAAAAUGGUCAACUCACAGGGCCAACCAAAAGAAGAAAGACUAUUGCCAAAUUGGAAGCGAUGGAAGCUGCAGAAGAAGCAGCCGAGGAAGCUGCAAAGGAAUCCAAAAAGUGCACCCCCCCACUGGAUGGGAAGCUGAAGAAGACUACACAAGAUGAAGAAAUAUCACCAACUGAUGAAGAUAUCGAUAUGGAUUCACAAAAUGGCAUAGCAAAUCCUGUGGAUAGAAUUUUGGAAAUGGGUGGUGGAGAAGGCAAUACAGAAUUGCUCAUAGAACAGAAAAUGACAAGAAACCAAUCAAUUGAACAGCAACAACAUGAUAGACCUUUGGCCAAACUUCAACAUGAUUUAGAUAAAUUGCAUUCUGAAAGUGGUGGAGAGGAUGAAGACGAGGAAGAUGAUGACAACUUACUAUAUGAUGAUGAUAAUGAAUUGCAUCUGCUCAAUAAGGCAUUGGAGAGAAUACAUUCUGUUUAUUAUGAUGAGUUAUCAAAAAAUCAUAAGCCUGAUUUGACAGAAAUAAUACCAUCAUUGAAAAGCAAGGCACUAGCAGGUGUUGUUGUGUUAUUUUCCGGAUUUAUACCUUUGAACAUGUCUUUUGAGUCUGCUGAUAUUGUAGUAUGGUGUAGACAGUUUGGAGUUAAGAUCGUAAAAGAAGUUACUCCAGAUGUCACACAUGUUGUUUGCCGACAACCCAUUAAUGGCAGUGGACUUACAGCUAAGGUAAGGCUAGCAAAGAGAUUACUUCCAGAAGUGAAAAUAGUGAGUCCUGAUUGGAUAUUUUCUUGUUUGAGCACAUGGGAGAAAGCCAAUGAAAAUGACUAUCUUAUUUAUGCUGAAAAUGACAAUGAUUGGGAAGUUAGUGAAUCAGAUGUGGAGAAGUAUAAGAUUAAACUUGCAAGAAUGGACGAAGAGCAAUCAGAGAAAGUACGAGAAAGAUUUGAUUCUGUUGCAUCGUUUGAUAGUUAUAAUUUAGAAGCGGCAAACCAAGAAGUUGAUGAUUUCCUUGCAGGUAUAAGCGAUGACGACGACGACGAAGAAGAAAAUGAUGUCAGUAAUAAUGACGAAGGGAAUGAAAACUUUGGGAAUAGUCAUCCGUUUUCUUCUAGUACUGAUACAAGCACAGGUUCCACAUCUACUAAUGGUAAUUCUGUAACGCAGAAAAAAGACGAAGAUGAAGACGAAGAUGAAGACGAAGAUGAAGAUGAGGAUGAAGACAAAGAUGAAGAAGACCACUUGAAAGCAAAUGGAGUAGGUUCUAAUUCGUUUAUCAAAGGUUUGUAUAAGGAGAGUCGGAAGAGAAAGGUGCGUGAUAUUGAAUCUGAAGAAGAAGAAGAAUACUCCAAUAAGAAACCUUCCACCACAAUUGAUAACAAUCUUGAUGAAUUGGAGCAAGAGUUGCUCAAUGGGUUUGUGGAAUUAGAUGAGUAA